Messenger RNA from Aspergillus ochraceoroseus IBT 24754, 1981 nucleotides. RefSeq lists its product as uncharacterized. NCBI's taxonomy places the organism in Eukaryota, Fungi, Ascomycota, Eurotiomycetes, Eurotiales, Aspergillaceae. Bases 9 to 1808 code for a protein of 599 amino acids. The transcript is spliced from 2 exons. Gene Ontology annotation, biological process: L-leucine catabolic process; ketone body biosynthetic process. Gene Ontology annotation, molecular function: hydroxymethylglutaryl-CoA lyase activity. The record is from RefSeq and is a predicted model, not a curated record.
CUGAAGAAAUGCAGAACCCAUCCUUGCCAUCUGUCAGGAUCGUCGAGGUAGGGCCACGAGAUGGCUUGCAAAACAUCCGGGAAUCGAUUGACAGCGCCACCAAAGUGGAACUGAUUCGUCGACUCCGGGGUACCGGCUUGCAAACCAUCGAACUGACCUCCUUUGUUUCCCCGAGGGCUAUUCCCCAGCUAGCCGACGGCCGUAAAAUCGUACAAAACUCCUCCAUUCAACAACUUAUACAAGAUCCAGGUCUACGGCUUCCAGUUUUAGUUCCCAACAUCAAGGGACUCCAGAGCGCGCUAGAGAUCGGCGUGAAGGAAGUUGCGGUGUUUGUCAGUGCAAGUGAGGGGUUUAGUAAGGCCAACAUUAACUGCUCUGUGGAUGAAGGUCUAGACAGAGCCCAACUAGUGGCGUACGAAGCCGCUAGGGCUGGGGUUGCUGUCCGAGGUUACGUCUCAUGUAUAUUCGAAGAUCCUUAUGACGGUCCAACUGCCCUUUCGUCCGUCCUUCGAUGCACAAGAGCUUUACUGGAAAUGGGCUGCUAUGAAGUUAGUCUGGGCGACACUUUAGGCAUAGGAAGUCCUGCGGAUGUGAGGAAUUUGCUUGAAUAUCUCCAGAGCAAUGGUGUCCCUCUAGAGAAAUUGGCAGGUCACUUCCAUGACACCUACGGUGGAGCAAUGGCCAAUGUAUGGGAGGCAUACAACUGCGGUGUGCGCGUGUUUGAUAGUAGUGUCGCUGGCCUUGGGGGCUGUCCAUUCGCUCCCGGGGCCAAGGGCAAUGUGGCGUCCGAAGAUCUCGUCUACAUGUUUCAGCGAUCGGGAGUGGAUACGGGUAUCAAUCUGUCAAAGCUAGUAUCUACCGGCGUUUGGAUAUCCACUCGACUCUCGAAGGAAAAUUCCAGCCGAGCAGGCACAGCCCUAGCGGCUAAGCAGCAGUCCACCUUUGCUUCGAAGAACCCCCCCUCACUCUCGUGGAUUUUGGGAAGAGAAACCGAAGGAGUGCAGUUGUUCCGGUCGGGAGUUAAUUUGAAGAUUAUCUUGAACCGACCGAGGAAUGGAAACGCUCUCACGACUGCAAUGAUUUCGGAGGUGACAUUUGCAGUGAAGAAUGCUGCGGACGACCCAUCGAUCUCGCGCAUCAUCCUUGUCGGCAAUGGGCAGUUCUUUUGUACCGGAAUGGACCUAGCAAGAGGUAGUACGCCGGUUGGCCAGGGACACUCAAGUAGUGACGCGCAAUAUGAGAGACUCGUGAAUCUUUUCGAAGCCAUUGACCAGUCGCCCAAGGUAACAAUCGCAUGUCUAAACGGACCAGCGUUUGGUGGUGGGGUCGGGCUCGCCUUUGCAUGCGAUAUUAGGAUUGCUGUUACAAGUGCAACUGUGACGCUCAGCGAGGUCAAGCUGGGACUUUGUCCCGCAACGAUUUCCAAAUAUGUUAUCCGCGAAUGGGGAGUGGCAUUUGCGCGUGAAGCAAUGCUCACUGCGCGAUCGGUAACCCCUGAGGAGCUGAAGGCACGAGGCCUUGUGGCGCAAGUUGCGAAUAGUGUGGAAGAAUUGCACCUACAUCUGGACAGGCUACUAACCCAUCUGAAAGCCACGUCGCCGGCUGCGUCCUGCCUGACGAAAGACCUGGUUAGACUGGCAUGGGCACAUGCAGGCCAGGAAGAGCAAACGCGAGGUAUCAAAGCCUUGUUCGAAGCUAUGAUGCGCCCCGAUACAGACGGAUCACACGGGGUCAAGGAGUUCCAGGCCAAACGACCGGUUGAUUGGGACAAUUAUACCCUUCAACAGCAGUUGAAACCCAAGCUCUAAGAUCCUCUUAUUGCCGUUGUUAUCUUGGUAUUAACUACUAGGGGUGUUUUGAUGUAUGUGAAUCGAGACAUAUACAUGCACAUGAUAAUACUGGUAGCCAGAUAUUACAGAAGCUACUAUAAACAAAUCCAAGCCCUAAACAACUCUUCUAAAACAUAUAUAUAUAUCCUUCC